CAAUGCUGUCGGAAUAUUUAAAUACAUCAGCUGAACUGACACCAAGAUCACCUGAAAAAGACCGGGAGUUUCGCGCCCUCUGGAGGUGACUGCGUAGUAUCGUUCUACUCCAUUGACCCGGAAAUAGAUUUCACUUCUCUCGGUCACACGUGUGGAAGUACCAACUGGUUAUCAUGGGGAAGUCCAAACAAACCCGAAACCACAACAAUGGCAAGAAGAAGAACAUUGCAAAGACCUGGAAGACAAAGCGCAGGACCAAAGACCUGGAUCAGAUCCACUCAGACAUGAAGCCUGACACGGCUGCUAAACUGCUGCAUCAGGAGGUUGACUACGAUGUAACCGGAUGUGCACAACACUACUGCUUACACUGCGCGAGAUAUUUUGUGGAUAUGAGAUCCUUGAAAGAGCACUUCAAAACUAAAGUGCAUAAAAAACGACUGAAACAGCUCAGAGAAGAGCCCUACACCCAGGAAGAGGCAGAGAGAGCAGCAGGCAUGGGCUCAUACAUCCCUCCAAAAGUUGUUGAAGUGAAGACCCAACCAUUAGAGGAGGACAUGGAAUGAAAGCCUCUGACAUUAAUCCACGGACUGAUUAACUCAUAAAAGAGGCAUUAGCAGUUAAUGCUUGCAGUUAUUGUUGUCACAUACUUUAGUAGCAAAUCUGAAAAUGCCUUUUGUGACAGAUAAUGUUUGUUUUUCAGCCAGCUGUGAGAAACGUGGUUGUUAAACUUCCAUCACCAAGUUCAGAUGCAUUGUCUGCCUAUGUAAAUACAAAGGAUGGUGGAAUGUUUUCUACAAUAAUAAAUUUUGUGGAGUUGAUUAAGUCACAUUACACAUGUGGAGUACAGCAGUGCAGUUAGAGCUGUACCUGAACUUACCAGACAAAGAAAUAGAGGAAAACAUGCAUUUCUGUACACAAAGUAAUAUUUAUUUUUCACUCUAGUUGUUCAUUUAAAAUACUGGACAGUUAACUAAGUUUGACUAUUGAUAGAAAAUGUAAUUCUGCUGUGUACUGUAGACCUUAUUUUGUAACUGCUUCAAAUGGAGGGAAUUGGAGAUGUGCAUAGUGAUUCAGAUGUCUGCGACCAGGCUAACUUAUACCUCGUUAAACUUCUAAAUGUUCUUAAUUAAACAAUCUUGAGACAACACUGCACAGAGAUCAUAUCAUCAUGUCUCAUUUUACAGGUCACAAGGAUUGGGAAUGACACAGUUGGAGUGCUUGUGCUUUAGUUGGAGGCACUGGGUUUCACACAUAGUCCCCUAUUUUCAGUGGCGUAGUAACUGAGCAAACUAUCAUAAUUUUAAAUAUCAGGAGUAUUUUUAAUGCUUCAGUGGAAAUUCUUGGCACUCGAUGGCUGUGUGAAAUCUACAGUCCAUGAGCGUUACCAGUGCUGUAGCCACCUUCGGCUGUUUGUUUGUGAGUCUCUUCAUUCAGUUUUGAAUUUAAUUACCGAAAAGCUAAUCUGUUAGGUUGAAAUCAGGUGACGGAUUGAAAAAUAUCCCAUAUGUUUGUCUUGAGAAACGCUUGGGUUGCUUUUGAAGUAUGCGUUGAGCAAGAAUCCGUUUACUGUGAAUCUGUGAAGCUUUGAUCAGUUUUGCAGUAUUUGGCUGAAUCUGAGCGGAUAGUAUAGCCUUGUACACUUCACAAUUCAUUCUGCUACUUCUAUCAGCAGACACUUCCACUGUCAGCCAUACAUGCCCAUGCCGAAACAUUGUCUCUACCAUGUUUGAAAAAUAAUGUGGUUUAGUGUAGAUCUUUCUCCAUACUUUUAUCUCACUGGUUUCAUCUUUCCGACAAUUUUUUUUUCCUUUGCAGCCUAAUCUGGUCUUCCUGUUCUUGAGUGUAACCAGUGGGUUUCACUUAAUUGUAAAUCCUGUAUUCAUGAAGUCAUCUUUUGAUUGUAGACUUUCAUAAUGAUAUUCCUUCCUCCUCAACAGCGCUCUUGACUUAAAUAGCUGUCGUCAAGGGGAUUCUGAAGCAAGGCAGUAACUGCGAUCUUCCGCUGUAUUUGUCUUGUGUGGUUUUUCAGGCAUUUUGCGUUCCUGAGCUGGUCACUGCAUUUUUUUUCCCCCUGCAGAACUGUACCAGGUUGGUCAACCCUAAAGUUUUAGCUCCCACUCUGAUAGGUUUGUUCUGGCUUUUCAGCUAAUCAUAGCCUCCCUGAUAAUUUCUCUGGGCCUCAUAUCGAGAAAUCCAGUGACCAGCUACCAAAUGCAAGUUGAAAAAUUGGAAUAAACUGCAGGUCUUUUAUUCAUUUUUAAUAAAAUAAUCAGAUGUC
Molecule: messenger RNA, 2278 nt
Organism: Pundamilia nyererei
Lineage: Eukaryota; Metazoa; Chordata; Actinopteri; Cichliformes; Cichlidae
Gene: znf593
Product: zinc finger protein 593
Exons: 5
Coding region: 174-563 (129 amino acids)
Molecular function (GO): zinc ion binding; nucleic acid binding
Source: RefSeq, a predicted model, not a curated record